AUGCUGCCGCACCGAGCACCUUCAGUCGUCCCAACCUCGCUGGACUUCUCGGACGGGUCGUAUCUGGCGGCGCUGCUGAAGCAGGUGGUGGCGGACUUGGGCAAAUACAAGGACCGCGGCGCGAUCACGGACGACACGCCGGAAGUGCACGGCCUGUGUUUCGUCUUGGAGAAGAUAUUCCUCCACGAGCUCAAGACAGGGCCGCGAGGCAACAUUUGGGAGUUCAUUGAGCGACUGCAGGAUUCAUUGCCCGGGAACCAAGCGGCGGGCAUGCUGGACAAGCUGAGGAACUGGACACGCUCGAGCAUUGGCCGAGGGCGGGCUUUUCUGAGGCUGUCUCUGAAUCAACACGCCGUCGUCGAGUAUCUGCAGGCGUUGGUGUGGAACACGGGUCUCCUUCGGGCGUUCUACACGCAGGGCGCCUUCUUCAGGAACGAGCAUCUGGUUACGGAGAUGAUGGAACAGCUCGAGCUCGUCCUGCCCCUCCAAUUUUCGCUCACCAUGCACUUUGCCGAGAUUGACAGGGAAGACUACUGGAACGCGCACAGGAGGGAGAUUGAGGACCUGCACAUUCGCGUCAUCAGCGGAAGAGAAAGUGAAUUCAAAUUUGGCCUGCUGUCGGUGGAGGGCGAUGAACGAAGGCGACGUGAGCAGGUGCGAAAGCGGACCGGCAGUCUCACGCGCGAUAACGGCAACGGGACCGACCCGCGUCUGGACAUGUGGGAGAACAGCGAGGCCGAGCGAACCGGCAGCAGUGGCAGUACGGCGACCACCACGCGAAGGGGCUCGCUGACCCCGGCGUCGACCACGCCGCCGCCGGUCGCCAUCGCCCCAACACCGACCACGGCGCCAGAGAAGGAGAUCGAGAGAAACGCAGAGGCGGCGGGCCGCGUCGGAGCUAAAGAGAAAGCGAUGCGGGAAGAGAACGAAGCGAAGAAAAAGAAAGAAGCGGAGGAGGAAGAAGAACGAAAGCGACGACAGGAAGAGGCGGAAAAGCGAGAGGAGAAGGAGAGGCGGACGAAGGAGGAGGCGGAACGACAGCGACUCGAGGACGAGGAGAGGACCGUGUUGGAGGAGGCCAAGCGGCUGGAGGAGGAGCUGGCCUGGCGAAGGAAGCAGCGCGAGAUGGCGCGAAAGAAGGCCAGAGGCAGCGAGCGGAGGCAGAGGCAGCGAGAGCAGGCGCAAGCGCAGGCGGACGAGAAGGCAGCCGAAAAAGCGAAAGCGACGGAACAAAAGGCUGAAGACGAAGAGCGAAAGGGGGAGGAGAAGACCGCCGCAGCGGCCCAGCUGGCCGAGAGCGUAGGCAACCACCGAGACGUCGGCAAAACCAAGAACGAAGGCGACGAAAGCGAAAGCGAAAGCGAUAACAGCGACAAGACGAAGGACCGGGAAGGGUCGAUCGAGAUCCGAGUCACCGGGGUGGCCGAGGCCCGGGUCCUGGGGACAGAGAGCAGCGGCAGCGGCAGCGGCGCGGAAGAGGAGGCGACGGCGCUCGACCGGAGCGGCGGCUCUACGGCGUCGGCCCUGCUCCAGGUGGAGAAGAUGCUGCGCGAGCUGGAAGAGCGACGGCUCAAGCUCCUCCAGGAGGUGCCCAGCCCCAACACAACCGAGCACGCCUUCCCGCCUGCUCCGCAGCAGCUUCUCGGCAGCAGCGACCCCGACGCGGCCAAGAGCGGCGGCGGGGCCGAGGAGCCGGUGGUCAUCGACUCGCUCCUGCGGGACUUGAAUCUGACCGAGCUCGACAGCCUCGAGGAGGUCCUCAAUUUCUGCGAGGAGCUCGACGACGACGACGGUCGCAACGGCAGCGACCGGCCGAACAAGAAGAACCCGACGUCGGCGGCGAUGGCGAUGACAGGGCGGCGUACGACGCUCGACGUGGCGGCGCCCGAAGCGACGACAAUGAUGAGCAAGAGCUACCACGAGCGGGCGCAGCAUCUCGAUGAGGUGCUCCGCUUCUGCGACGAGCUAGACGAGGCGCUGGUCGGGGUCGAGUUCGAACACACGCAGGAGCAGCGCCUGCGCAAGCUCGCCGCCGCCGGCAAGUCCACCGACAGGCUCCUCUCGUCGUCGCCCGGCCUGCCCUUCCUGGCCUCGUCGUCGUUCAAGCGCGAGGGCGUCUGGGCCAGCAUGCACCCGUCGGCGGCCGACGAUGGCGACGACAACGACGGCCACCACCACCCGCGGCGCCAGCUGCUCGGCGCUGCGGCUCCGGCGCUGUCGGUCACGCCCGGAAAGCUGGACUACCUCAAGUCGAAGCUCAGCUCGUCGCCCAAGAAGGAGAUGCUGCUCUUCCACCUCCAGCAGAAGCGGGCCGAGCGCGAGCUGCGGGCGGGCGGGGCGAUGCACCUGGCCCAGGCCCACCAAGCGGCCAAGCCGCAGCAGCCGCCCGCGGAGCCGUUCGCGAUCGAGAAGGAGAGCCCCGCGAAGAACUUCUCGCGGGGCCGCACCGGCAGCCUCCUGUCGCAGAACCUCGAGGCCAGCUUGGCCACCGCCUCGUCCAGCAGCGAGAGGAGGGGCGGCGGCGGCGGCGUGGCGGAGGUGGUGGUGAAGCCGGCGCUCGGCCCGCACAAGAACUUCCGCAACAGCUACUACUCGUCGCUCAAGCUCCACUCGCCCUCGCUCCCCUCGCCCUCCGACAUGGCGGCGGUCCAGGCCCGCAACUCGGAGCUGCGACGCGUGCGCAGCAUCGAGCGCGAGCAGCAGCGUCAGCAGCAGCGACAGGCUGGCCUGCGAGGCGCGCCAGCGUCAGCGUCGGUGGGCGGCGCGCGCGAGCGCACCGAGCUGCCGCCGCGCAGGCAGCUCGAUUUUGAACGCGACCCCGCGCUGACUGCCAGCGGGCGCAGUGUGACGAUCGGCGCCCUCGGUUCGGCGGCCAACAAGAAGAGCGCGGUUGUGCGGAAGGCGCCGGCGGCAGCGGUCGCCGCCGAAGUGUCCACGCGCAACAGCGGCGGCAAGCGGUUGAGCGCGGGCAGUGGCGGCAGUGAGGCCGGUGCGGUGGAUGCGCCUACCAAGGCCAAGCUUCAGCGACCGAUAUGGAUAUUUUGCUACAAGUGCUGCGAGAAGACGACGGUGCCGGACUUGGAGUACGACACCCCGGUCCCUGUGUGCCAGCUGUGCUACACCACCCUGCCUCCGGCUCCCUCCGGGCCAUCGACCUCCACCACCCCGUCGUGUGACGAAUAA
Molecule: messenger RNA, 3183 nt
Organism: Acanthamoeba castellanii str. Neff
Lineage: Eukaryota; Discosea; Longamoebia; Acanthamoebidae
Product: RUN domain containing protein
Exons: 9
Coding region: 1-3183 (1060 amino acids)
Biological process (GO): plus-end-directed vesicle transport along microtubule; positive regulation of autophagosome maturation
Cellular component (GO): autophagosome; lysosome; late endosome
Source: RefSeq, a predicted model, not a curated record